GCCGGUAUUGCCGGACCAUGUUGUGCCUGCGGGUGGUGCCACCAGACGAGCAGUGUCGUCCAGCAGCGCUCGGGACGUCGCGCGAGGUACCUACAUCCCACCUUCCGCUUCUUAUCGUGCAGGAACAGUGGAACCGGUCCUCGUUCGCACGCUUCCCAAUCG
Amoebophrya sp. A25 is the source of this 162-nucleotide messenger RNA. The record is from the annotation of a GenBank genome assembly. Lineage: Eukaryota; Dinophyceae; Syndiniales; Amoebophryaceae.